UUCAAUUUCUUAGUUCCCACAACCAACCGCCACUGACUCCGCUUCCCUUUCGCGGCGACUCUUGGCUUGAGCCGCGCUCGCGCCAAGUCCCCACUGUGAUGGGGCGUUGUUAGAGGAUUCCUGGCCCGCGCUUGGUUUUGGAAUUUGGCUCGGCGUCGGCUCGGUUGGACUCGUCCAGUCUCCUCUGCUUUUUAGCGUUCUUCUCUCUCUAUAUAUAAAGCACAUUCUUCACUCCUCGACUCGCCUACAACCACUGCAACCACCGAUUGCCGAUUGCCGAUUGCCGAUUUGCCUGCACCUUGUUUUGGAUCUAAGUCGUUUUUGUGAUAAUUCAGAUGGCUGUGGUCGACGCCGGCGCUGCGUUGCUUCGGCCACGCGGGGGCGUGGAGAUGAGCGACGACGAGCCGCCGCCCGUCGAGGGGUGGGCCAAGCGGAAACGCUCCAAGCGCCACAACCGCUUCUUCGAUCACCAGCCCACCGAGGAAGAGUACUUGGCCAUGUGCCUCAUGAUGCUCGCCCGCGGCGGCGGAGCAUCCUCGCCUUUUGCCCCCUCGGGGUCUCCGCCGCCGCCGCCGCCGGCGGCCGUGAAGGCGGAAUUCAAGUGCUCCGUCUGCGGAAAGGCCUUCGGGUCGUACCAGGCGCUGGGGGGACACAAGGCCAGCCAUCGGAAGCUCAACGCGGGGGAGGAGGCGCUAGCCUCCUCCGCUGCAUCCCCGGCGAUGUCGGCCUCCGGGUCCUCCGCGGCGGCGGCCGCCGCCGCCGCCGCCAACAGCGGCGGUGGGAAAGCGCACCAGUGCUCGGUCUGCGGGAAGUCAUUCCCGACGGGGCAGGCCCUUGGGGGGCACAAGAGGUGCCACUACGACGGCAACCUCGGCGGCGGAGCCUCCGCCGCGUCGGAGGUCGCAAGCUCGAGCCACAGGGCGUUCGAUUUGAACGCCCCGCCGGCGCCAGAGUUCGGGCCGGACGUCGCUGGGAGGCGCGUGGCUGCCGCGGCGGCAGAGGAGGAAGAAGUGCAGAGCCCGAUGGCGUUGAAGAAGCCGAGACUCAUGAUUCCGGCGUAGAACACAGACCCGAUCCCAUUUUCCGAAGUCAACUCCCCGACGCUUUAAAUUAAUAUUAAUUUAAGCCAGAUGAUCAUGAUGUUGUUAUGCUUGCUUUGCUUGUGUACAGAGAAUUUUCAUUCUUUGAGAGACUCCAUUUGGAAUCAAUUUCUAUUCUUUUACGUUCAAGUUGAGAAUUUGAAAAUUGAAAUACUUUUCACUACCUUUCA
Messenger RNA from Zingiber officinale, 1270 nucleotides. RefSeq names its product zinc finger protein ZAT10-like. The transcript has a single exon. Bases 336 to 1061 code for a protein of 241 amino acids. The record is from RefSeq and is a predicted model, not a curated record. Gene Ontology annotation, molecular function: DNA-binding transcription factor activity. Lineage: Eukaryota; Viridiplantae; Streptophyta; Magnoliopsida; Zingiberales; Zingiberaceae.